Molecule: messenger RNA, 4173 nt
Organism: Salvelinus fontinalis (brook trout)
Lineage: Eukaryota; Metazoa; Chordata; Actinopteri; Salmoniformes; Salmonidae
Product: zinc finger protein with KRAB and SCAN domains 1-like
Exons: 3
Coding region: 562-2151 (529 amino acids)
Cellular component (GO): nucleus
Source: RefSeq, a predicted model, not a curated record
GGGUAUUACAUACUGACCAGACCAGACACAUCGCGUAGCAAAAUACAUUUGGUUCAGAAUUCGUUUUGAUAUUUUAACCUGCGUGUCAUGAUCGCGUUUGGUGUAGGGGGACAAAAUAUAUUUAUGCACGAUGGUGCACGCCCGCAGCCGGUUUGGGUUCCGUGUUAGGCUGGUGCUUGACAGUCUGCCGUUCAGCUCUGUGGACAACGAAUCCCACUGUUAGGGCGGGGAUACAAGCAUCUCGUCAUUAUAUCCAGUAUCUAUGGUACCGUAUUGCAAAGAACAGAGCGCAUUACUUUUUAUUUAGCCACACCAUUUGCACUAUGACCCUAACCAAUAACAUCCUUUCCCUACAGGAAACAAUGACCAAGAACAAUUUCCACGUUAGCGUUUUUAUUGUUGCAAUUUCUACGUUUAUUAGCACCAAGUUAAUUAAAAGUACUACUAAUUUAACUGCACAGCAUCACAUAUUUACCCCAUGUAGUCUUUAAUUCCACUUGGAGACAGUACUUGGUUGAUUGACGUUAUCUAGGCAACGCUAGCUGCUAACGGUAACUAACAAUGGCUAACUGUAUGGUUUUUCACACUCAAAUAGCCUCCAUCAUGGAGGUACUAGCGAAUUCAGCCGUGGCAGAGAUCAGUAAACUCGUAGACGACGACUAUGCAGUGUUUCGUUUGGAAAUAACGCAAAGCCAGAAAGAAAACAGGACAUUGAGGAGGAAACUACAGCUAUUGGAACUGAAGGUAGCACGGGAGCGCGCAGAGAGGACAAUGCGAGAGCGAUACAGAGGAAUGGCAAGAGGUGAAGGACAUCUCACUGGAGGCCACAGGAACGUUGUAAAGCCAGCGGGACACAACGGGUGGAGAAAUGACCAACCCAUAUCUAUAGAUGAGGGGAGUGGAACCUCAACCCAGGAUGUUAUCGUGAUAGAGUCUGUAGAUGCAGAGGCUGCAGGUCCUGGGGUCAAGCAGGAGAGGUCUGAAGGAGAGGACCCACGGCACAGCAGAGACAUCCAGACUGGAGCAGCGGCUGGAGUGGUGCCCUCUGUAGCCACAGAGGACCUGACCGCCGCGCCCCAGGCUAGGACCCGUUGCAGCAUCCCGGAGGUCAGUGGAAUGCUGAACGCCGCCCUCAAGUCAGAGACGGACGGCGAGACUUUAACUGUAACACACCGGCUCUUACACACAGGGUCUGACCACAGAUCAGACCACAGAUCAGACCCAGAGAGACUGGUGCUGGGGCCACUAGUCUGUCCUCCUGCUCCUGGCUCAGAUUACUUACCAGUAUUUCAGAGCCAGAGGACGGUUCAUUCCCGUGGAGAUGGUGACGUGUUAGACACUGGGGUUGAUGAUCUGUCUUGUUCUUACGAUACAGAGAUGGACCCUGGCAACAUAUCCUUAGGUUUAGAGACCCAGACUGAUCUGUCUAGAGGGGACUGGAACCGGUACAGUAGUAGUGUAUACUCCGAAGGGUGCCUAGAUAAGAAAGGGGAGGUUAUAGUGGUAGAUGAAGUGACUGUGAAAGUAGAGGGCGAUGCUCCUCCCACAUGGAAUGCAGAUGGUCACCUAGGAGACGGACACUCACAGGGCAGAGAUUUCUUAGAUUACAGGGGAAGCUUAGAGACGAAUCUAAAUGUCACAACCAAUUCUCCUUUACACGCGUUCAGGGAUCGCAAUCCAGUGUCCACGUCGAUGGGGCCUUCAGAUUCACACGGCCGUGUCCAUUUCGAUCAGGUAUUGAACUCAAACAACAGGGCUAGAGCCCAGGCUCAGGGAGGGGGAGCCACAUCAGGCAAUAGUAAAGAGAAACGAUUCUUCUGCAUGUUCUGUAACAAAGGCUUCAGGUGCCUCCAGAAGGUGGAGAUCCACCAGAGGGUCCACACAGGAGAGAACCCCUUCAGUUGUACCCAGUGUGAGAAGAGGUUCUCCCGCCAGGACCACCUGAAGAGGCACCAGAUGGUCCACACAGGGGAGAAACCGUUUAGCUGCCCCCAGUGCGAGAAGAGGUUCUCCCGCCAGGACCAGCUGAAGAUGCACCUGAAGGUCCACACGGGAGAAAGGCCGUUUGUCUGUACACACUGCGGGAAGAGGUUCUCAGAGAGGAGCUACCUCAGGAUACACCAGCAGAAAAUGCACACGGCCCUUGUAUAGUGACAUGUAAUCAGGAUGAAAGUAAGGCGGUCCUGAUAAUAAAUCGUGGGGUUACGCCAUACUGGUAAAACAUGAGCCUAUCACAAUAAUUAAAACAAAAUGUUUUAAAAAACUGGAGGCUAUUAUACCUUUAUUUUUCAUUAUGCUACCGCAUAUCAGAGGCAUGAACAAUUUGCGAAUGGACUUGAAAUUGAGUGGUAUAACUUAUUCUCCAAAAUGCAAUGUGGCUCGACGAGAGCAUUGACAUUUUUCCAAGGCAGAGAUGAAUGGCUGACACAGAGACGCGUGGACAGCAGUAUAAAUUCUGACCUAAUGAAAAUCUUCAAAAUGUCAUUAGACGUUGUGGUGGUUUGUGUGACAGAUGUCUCUUUCCAUUUCCAUGUUUGGAGGCUGGAAAUACAGUGUCUUCAGAAAUGAUUCAUAUCCCUUGACUUAUUCCACAUUUUGUUGUGUUACAGCUCUGUUUUUAGAAAUGUUUGCAAAUUUGUUAAAUGGAAUACAGUUAUCUAAUGUAUGUACAAUUCACAAUCCUGAGUCAAUACAUGUUAUAAUCACCUUUGGCAGUGUUUACAUCUUUGAGUCUUUCUGGGUAAUUCUCUAAGAGCUUUGUAUACAUGGAUUGUACAAUAUUUGCACAUGUAUUAUUUUUAAAAAUUCUUCAAUUGCUAGACAGCCAUUUUCAACUCUUGCCAUAGAUUUUCAAGCUGAUUUAAGUCAAGACAUUUGUUGUCUUGGUAAGUGUAUAUUUUGCCUUAUGAUUUAGGUUAUUGUCCUGCUGAAAGGUGAAUUCUUUCCCGGUGUCUGGAGGAAAGCAUACUGUACCAGGUUUUCCUCUAGGAUUUUUGCCUGUACUUAACUCUUAACUUCUGUUUCUCUUUUAUCCUGAAAACCCCCACAGUCCUUAACCAUUACAAGCAUACCCAUAACAUGAUGCAGCCAUCACUAUGCUUGAAAAUAUGGUGAGUGGUACUCAGUAAUGUGUUGUAUUGGAUUUGCCCCAAACAUAACACUGUUUUAACAUUUUUUACAGUAUUACUUUAGUGCCUUGUUGCAAACAGGAUGCAUGUAUAGGAAUUGUGUUAUUCUGUAGAGGCUUUCUUAUUUUCACUCUGUCAAUUAGGUUAGUAUUGUGGAGUAUCUACAACUUUCUUGAGCCAUCCUCAGUUUUCUCCUGUCACAGCCAUUAAACUCUAACUAUUUUAAAGUCACCACUGGCCUCAUGAUUGAAUCCCUGAGCGGUUUCCUUCCUCUCUGGCAACUGAGUUAGGAAGGACGCCUGUAUCUUUGUAGUGACUGUGUAUUGAUACACCAUCCAAAGUGUAAUGAAUAACAUAAUGCUCAAAGGGAUAUUCAGUGUCUGCUUACAUUUUUUUUUUUUUUUUUUUAAAUAGCUAUAGGUGACCUUCUUUGCGAGGCAUUGGAAAACCUCCCUGGUCUUUGUGGUUGAAUCUGUGUUUGAAAUUCACUGUUCGACUGAUGGACCUUGUAGAUAAUUGCAUGUGUGUAGUACAGAGAUGAAGUCAUUAAAAAAUACUGUUAAACUUUAUUGCUGAACUUAUUUAGACUUGCCAUAAAGGGGUAGAAUACUUAAUUACUAAUUAAUUAGUAAAAAUUGUUGGCCAGUGACAAAAACACAACAUUUUAUGCAUUUUCAAUUCAGGCUGUAACAACAAAAUGUGGAAAAAGUCAAGGGGUGCGAAUACUUUCUGAAGGCAAUCCUGACCCUGACUCUAGAUAUUAUAGAGACUGGGCUAACACAGCUAACUUUUUAGGUCAAUAAUAUGCUGUUUUUAAUCAACAUUUUGUUUGCUUUAUAACCGUGAGAAAUUAAACUAGCUAUUUGCUAGCUAGUUAGUUAUACCUAGGUAGCUAACAAGGUUAGCUAUCUUUUCUCAAAAUGAACCUCACUGUGCUUCUACAUCUGCAUUGCUUGCUAUUUGGGGGUUUCAGGCUGGGUUUCUGUAUAGCACUUUGACUUCUGCUGAUGUAAAAAGGGCUUUUUAAAUAAAUUUGAUUGUUUGA